GCUGUCUAACUUAACUUUGGCAGUGUGGAUGCAGGGGUGGGAGCUGUGGCUAUUUAAAGAGGGUCAUCCAGUCACGGAUAAAUAACAGAGGGUCCACAGCGUUGACUAACAACCUCCAAAUGGUCCUCAUCCUGCACUCUGUAUCUGUCUGCGGCUUCUUAUUAUUUAUCUGCGGGCUGUGACAACCAUCUGUCGAGCAGACCCGGAGCCGGUCCAGCAGCUCUUCGGUGGGGGGUUAUUCCGCUUUUUAUUUUUUUAUUUUUUUAUUUCAGUAUAUAUAUUUUUUCCCUUUCUGGCGAUAAUGGGAAAGGAUUAUUAUAAGACGCUUGGUAUCUCUAAAGGAGCCACAGAUGAUGAUAUAAAGAAAGCUUACAGAAAACAAGCGCUGAAAUGGCAUCCGGACAAAAACAAGUCUGCAGCCGCCGAGGAGAAAUUUAAGGAAAUCGCCGAGGCAUAUGAAGUCCUGAGUGAUCCAAAGAAAAGGGAAAUUUAUGAUCAGUAUGGAGAAGAAGGUCUCAAGGGAGGGAAUGGGCCCACUGCUGAUGGACAAGGCCCCACCUUCACCUACACCUUCCACGGGGAUCCUCAUGCCACUUUUGCCACUUUCUUUGGUGGCUCCAACCCUUUUGAGAUGUUUUUUGGGCGUAAAGCAAAUGGGCGAGAUGACGACGAUAUGGAGGUGGAUGGAAACGACCCUUUCAGCUCCUUCACCAACUUCAACAUGAAUGGCUUCCCUCGGGAUGGCCACGUCGGGCAGCAGCGCCGCAAGCAGGACCCAGCCAUCAUCCAUGAACUGAGGGUCUCCUUGGAGGAGGUCUUUCAUGGGUGCACCAAAAGGAUGAAAAUCUCUCGCAAAAGGCUAAAUCCAGAUGGCAGGACCAUGCGGACGGAGGAUAAGAUCCUCACUAUUGAAAUCAAGCGAGGCUGGAAAGAAGGAACCAAGAUCACGUUCCCACGAGAAGGAGACGAGUCCCCCAACACCAUUCCAGCUGACAUUGUCUUUGUCAUAAAGGAUAAACCUCACCCCCACUUCAGGCGGGAAGGCUCCAACAUUGUGUAUCCUGUUCGUGUGAGCUUAAGACAGUCUCUGUGUGGAUGCUCGGUUACCGUGUCAACGAUAGAUGGGAAGACGUGCAACAUGAAGGUCACAGACGUCAUCAAGCCUGGCAUGAGAAGAACUGUAGCCGGACAAGGUCUCCCUUUGCCCAAGAAUCCGGAGCAGAGAGGAGAUCUGGUGGUGGAGUUUGAUGUGAACUUUCCUGACACGUUGCCUGGCAACGCUAAGGACGUCCUGAAACGGCAUUUACCUGCUUAGGCCGAAGGAUGCGGACUGAACGAGAAUGGGGGAAACAGCAUGACAGCGCUCAACCUCGAUAAGAGGCACUCUCACACAAGGACAGUUGUGACAGUUCACAGAUGGACCCCCAACCGAUGAAUGUGCAAUUUCUAUUUUUGAGCUGUUUGUUGUUUUUAUAAGUAUCAUGCAUGCUGCUGAGCUGAUGCAAGUGCAAGUGAAAGACUUCUUGGACUUUUAUGUAAAAGUAAGUGGGCUUUGCCUCAGUCAAUUUAUCAUUUUGAUCUUGGGGAUAUUUGGCUGUGAAAGAUUUGCCAAAAAAAUCCCAGAGAUCCUGUGAAAACUUAGUGCUAAACACGUGUUCUUUCUCUUAUUUAGAUUUGACGGGAGUCAUCAGUGACACUGUUAAAAACUCUCAUUCGUGUUCAUUUUGUCAGGCUGUUCAUUAGACCAGAGGCUCUUUUAUUAUUUGUGUGCAAGUUAUUCAAGAGGAAAGAGUUUGAAUGAAUUCAACUAGUGCAAUGUGUGCUUUUUAAAUAUUUACACGUGAAAACUUGAAUUUUAAAAUAAACAUUUCCACAUGAAAUGAUCUUGAGCCGUUUCAGUCUUGGAGAAGUGGCAUUUAAAGUAUCCUCCUCCAAAAAAUAAAUAACGUAAUAUUGAUGAUUGCUUUAAAAUAGCUAGAAGUGUUUAUGAAUUAUUAAUAGCCUGCUCUGCAGUAUUAUAAAUAAGGGGUUCUUUUUAAAUUUCAGAAAGUGAAAUGAACACAUAUUUUGAUAGAGAUGUGCUUAUUUUGUUGUUGUCAAAUAUAUACAGACCCGUUUAUGAUGUGCAAAGAUAAAAAUUAAAAAUAUCUUGACAAAGUUUAAUGCAAUAAGUCACUAAUGGCAAAAGUAUGAAUGUUUAAAUAUAGGUGUAUGGUCUCAGCUGCUCAUUUUCAGCUGCCAACACAAGAAGACUUAAUGUUCUCCCACCAGGGGGCGCCCUCUCACUCAUCAUAAGGUCUACAAAGGGAGGUCCUGCUGAUCUUAGCAGAAGACGCCACGUCCAGCUCUCUAUCUAUGAGAGAGGCAGUUGAGUGGCACUAAUUACUCCUCUUCCAAGCAAAUAUUUGUAUCAAAUGCCCCAUCUGUCCCUGAAAUGCUUCAUGUGUGCACAUCAGAAUGUGUUAAAGAUUUGUGCAAAUGCUGAGUCACUAUCAUCCAGGGAGGCUGGAGUGUAAACACAUCUGCUCAGCGUGGGAGCUUGCCAGUCGGUAAUCCUUUUGCAUAAAAUAUUUGCAUUCAUUGGAGCCGAACUGAUCUGAAAUCAGAUAAUAAUGUAUUUCUAAUAAUGGUUUCUGUCAGUGUAUUGUUAAAUAAUGACCACAUGCAGCCUAGAGCUUGGGAUUUAAAUGAAAAAAAAAAAUGCAAGUCAACAAAACUUAAUUUAAUAGUCUAAAUUGUGUGGUCGAUAAACAGUUAUUAACGCAAUAUUACUAUUUGCACGAUUCUUUUUUUAAU
Molecule: messenger RNA, 2796 nt
Organism: Melanotaenia boesemani (Boeseman's rainbowfish)
Lineage: Eukaryota; Metazoa; Chordata; Actinopteri; Atheriniformes; Melanotaeniidae
Gene: dnajb4
Product: DnaJ heat shock protein family (Hsp40) member B4
Exons: 3
Coding region: 302-1315 (337 amino acids)
Cellular component (GO): cytosol
Molecular function (GO): protein-folding chaperone binding
Source: RefSeq, a predicted model, not a curated record